This is a messenger RNA of Chaetomium strumarium, 2936 nucleotides long. Its product is annotated as RHD3/Sey1. The transcript is spliced from 4 exons. The record is from RefSeq and is a predicted model, not a curated record. Bases 296 to 2854 code for a protein of 852 amino acids. Gene Ontology annotation, molecular function: GTP binding; GTPase activity. Gene Ontology annotation, cellular component: endoplasmic reticulum. Gene Ontology annotation, biological process: endoplasmic reticulum membrane fusion. NCBI's taxonomy places the organism in Eukaryota, Fungi, Ascomycota, Sordariomycetes, Sordariales, Chaetomiaceae.
AUGCCCUUGUGGCCAGUACCUUCGCUGUUGGACUUGGGAGUCGAUCUUGCACCUUGUUCCCAGAAACGCACUAACCAGAUCGGGAUUAGCGAAGCCAUGGCCCGUCAUCCGCACACCAAGGCAAGGGCGGCAACAAGGGGAUGUCACAAGCGCAUCAUUGCGCAGUAGUAGCGGAAAUUACCUCCCCUGCAUCGGCUGCAUGAUGGCAUGUUUGCCGUGACGACUUGGGGACGAGAACAUCCGAAUUUGCUCUUCGCUGCCAUUCUGCAUUGCCAACUGAACGCCAAACGCCGCGAUGAACGGCCAUUUUGCGGGGGUCGGCGACGGGCCGACUGCUAAGCAGUACGAGCAUGGCAUCCAGGUCAUCGACGAGGAUAAAUCAUUCAACACGAACCUCAAUGACUACCUCAACGAGACUCGGGUCGCCGAGGCCGGGUUCAACUACCACCUGGUCUCGGUCUUCGGAUCGCAGUCGACGGGCAAGUCGACUCUGCUCAACCAUCUGUUCAAAACCGAGUUCAACGUCAUGUCCGAGACGGAACGCCGCCAGACGACCAAGGGAAUAUGGAUGUCCAAAAACAAGAGGGCGGGCGCAAAUGGCGACGCUCCCACGAUGGCUGACAACAUCCUGGUCAUGGAUGUCGAGGGCACCGACGGUCGCGAGCGUGGCGAGGACCAGGACUUCGAGCGCAAGAGCGCGCUGUUUGCCCUGGCCACGAGCGAGGUUCUGAUUGUCAACAUCUGGGAGCACCAGGUCGGCCUGUACCAGGGCGCAAAUAUGGGCCUGCUGAAGACCGUGUUCGAGGUCAACCUACAACUGUUCCUGAAGGACAGGCAAUCCCAGACGCGGUCUCUCUUGUUCUUCGUCAUCCGGGACCACAUCGGAAAUACCCCCUUAGCUAACCUGCGAGACACCUUGAUCCAGGAUCUGACUAGGAUUUGGUCCUCGAUCUCCAAACCUCAGGGGCUCGAGAACUCCACGAUCGAAGACUACUUCGACUUCGCUUUUGCUGCACUGCCACACAAAAUUCUCCAACCAGACAAAUUCAUCGAGGAGGUUGACAGAUUGAGUACCCGCUUUACCCCUGGCCACCGCUCCGCGAAGGACCAAGAGUAUGUAGGCGGCGUCUUCCUCCCCGAAUACCACAGGAGGAUACCCGCCGAUGGCCUGUCUGUCUACGCAGAAGGCGUAUGGGAUCAGAUCGUCAACAACAAAGACCUCGACCUGCCCACCCAGCAAGAACUCCUGGCGCAGUUUCGCUGCGACGAGAUCUCGCGCGAAGUCCUCGUCGGAUUUGACGCCGUCAUCACCCCGCUCGAGGAGCAGCAAGCGGAAGGAAUCCGCAUCGGCAAACCCACUGUCCUCCCCGACCUGGGCGCCACCGGCGCGGGCGCGAGGGAGAAGUGUAUCAAUGCGUUCGAGACGCAGGCUAGCCGGUAUCACAAGGGAGUGUACGCGACGAAGCGGGGCGAGCUCGAGAGCAACAUCGACGCGCGGCUGAAGACGCUGUACCAGGGCCAGCUGACGGCGGCGCACAAGGCCGGCGUGGCGGCGUUCAGCGAGGCUGUCGCGGCCGCGGUGAAGGCCGGGCAGAAGGCCGGCGGCGCGUACGAGUUUGCCGAAAUUGUGGACAAGCAGAAGAAGAAGACGCUCGAGAUCUUUAAAAAGGAGGCGCAGAGCCUGUUGAUCCAGGGCGUGGCGUGGACGAACUUCAAGCCGCAGUAUCGGCUUUUCGAGAAGGAGCUUGACGAGGUCAGCGCGCGGCUGCGCAAGGAAGAAAUGAGGCGGUUGGCGAUCCGGGUCGAGCGCUGGGUCAAGUCUAGACUUGGCGAUGCCAUUGGCCUCGAAUUCAACAAGCUUGGAUCCGGUAGGGGCGGGUCCGGGGCGCCCGAGACGGGUGAGAAGCCGGCCACGGAAAAAGAUCUGUGGGACCGUGUCUGGAAGGCCUUCAUUGACAUCGUCAGAGAGGCCGAAACCCGGUUUGUCGACAGGGCGAAGAGCUUCGAGGCGAGCCCCGAAGAGGUUGAGGUUGGUCUCUGGCGGCUGCGGCGUAAGGCCUGGGUGACGCUCAGGGAGAAGAUCGAAGAGGAGAUGAUGGAGAGCAACAUCCUCAUGAAGCUCCGUGAGAAUUUCGAGGACAAGUUCCGCUACGACGAUGAGGGCGUUCCCCGGAUCUGGCGCCCCUCGGACGAUAUCGAAGGCGUCUACACUCGGGCUCGCGAGUCUACGCUGGCCCUGAUUCCGCUGCUGUCGAGGUUCAGGGUUUCCGAGACGUACGCUCCGCCGGACCUGCCGGGCUUCAUUGGUGCCCAGCCUGCUGGCGUCGAGUCCGAGGACGAGGAGGAUCUCGUUCCCAUUGGCGGCGUGGACGAGGAGGAGGGCAAGAGUCUCGAGGAGGAGAUGACGGUCCUUAGCGAGAGCAAGCGGCAGGACCUGGUGGUUAGGUUCAAGAAGAUGGCUGAUGGAGUGUAUGUGGAGGCGAAGCGGAGCGCGAUCGGAGGCAUCACCCAGGUGCCGCUCUACUUCUACGUGGUUCUCCUCGUCCUCGGGUGGAACGAGAUUGUUAUGGUCUUGCGCAACCCUGUGCUGUUUAUGCUCAUCCUGGUUAUGGGUGGCGGUACUUACGUGGCCUACACUCUCAACCUCCUCGGCCCAAUGAUGCAGAUGGCGAACGCGGCUUCCAACCAGGCCGUUGAGAUAGGCAAGGAGAAGCUGCGUGACUUCCUGGAGAGCAACCAGACAGUCAGACAAGCCAUUGCCAUGCCGGCCAAGCAGGGCGGUUCCAUCAGCAUGGACAGGCUGGAUAGUCGGGGGAAGAAGGCGCAGGAGACGGAGGACGACGAUGACAUUUAGACAAGAUUGGCACAUAGUGUAACGGGGCCACGCCGGUUUCUUGGGAUGUAUUGUUUUACUCGUUGUUGCAUAGCUACAUAGG